CCUCCAACAAUAGAAGAGUCCGGAAUAAGUACCCUAGUUUCACUAAAACCCUAAAAUCAAUCUUCUUCAUCAGCCGCAUUUGCAGUGCGUGUUUGAAUCAGAUUUUGCAAAGAUGAAGUACAAUUCAAGAGUUUCCUCCUCCCGCCGGAAAAGCCGAAAGGCCCAUUUCACGGCCCCCUCAAGCGUCCGCCGAGUGUUAAUGAGCGCACCCUUAUCCUCCGAAUUACGCACCAAGUACAAUGUAAGAUCUAUGCCGGUAAGAAAAGACGACGAGGUUCAAGUAGUACGAGGAACAUACAAGGGGCGUGAGGGUAAAGUUGUCCAAGUUUAUCGCAAGAAAUGGGUGAUUCACAUUGAGCGUAUAACACGUGAGAAAGUUAAUGGAUCCACUGUUAAUGUUGGUAUUCACCCAUCUAAGACUGUUAUUACUAAACUCAGGCUUGAUAAGGACCGUAAAUCUUUGAUUGAUCGUAAGGCUAAGGGACGUGCUGCUGCUGAUAAAGACAAGGGUACUAAGUUCACUACUGAGGAUAUUAUGCAGACCGUUGAUUAAAUUUUGCAGCUGUUUGUUUCUGUUACAGAGUUCUGUUGGGCAGCUGAACGAGAGGUUUUAUUACUAAUUUAGUACGUUUUUGUUAUUAGGAUUUUUGGGAUCUUUAAUUCUGUUGACAUUUUUGGUUUUGUCGUAAUUGCAUUCUGGUGAAAGUUGGUAAUCUUGGGUUGAUUAAUAUCUUUCAUUAAACUUUUUA
Nicotiana attenuata is the source of this 749-nucleotide messenger RNA. RefSeq names its product 60S ribosomal protein L26-1-like. The coding region runs from base 113 to 553 and encodes 146 amino acids. Gene Ontology annotation, biological process: ribosomal large subunit biogenesis; cytoplasmic translation. Gene Ontology annotation, cellular component: cytosolic large ribosomal subunit; ribosome. The transcript has a single exon. Gene Ontology annotation, molecular function: RNA binding; structural constituent of ribosome. The record is from RefSeq and is a predicted model, not a curated record. Lineage: Eukaryota; Viridiplantae; Streptophyta; Magnoliopsida; Solanales; Solanaceae.